Molecule: messenger RNA, 4449 nt
Organism: Closterium sp. NIES-65
Lineage: Eukaryota; Viridiplantae; Streptophyta; Zygnematophyceae; Desmidiales; Closteriaceae
Source: the annotation of a GenBank genome assembly
AUGGAUAUGGAUCCGUCGCAGCAGCACCUGAGAGAGACCCGGCCGGGGGAAGGUCGCAAUGACGCGGAUCUCGACCCCCGCGCGCGCCUUAUGCGCCCGCCGGCUCCGCCGUCCGCCAGCCGUGGCGGGGCGGAAGGCGGGAUGGCGCGGGAGCGCGUGAGACUGAUGGGCGCGGUACUGCGGGCUGCGCCUGGCGCGCACGCGGCGGGCGGUGGGGCGGAAGGCGGAAGAGUAGGCGCGGGAGCAGUGAGAUCCGCGGAUGGGGUGGGCGAGGGGAACGGUCAAGCGCAAUGGCUACCGGCGGGUGGGGACGAGGGGGUGGGGGACGGGGUGGAGGACAACGAGGCGCGCCGGAAGCGCGCGCGGACGGAACGGCAAGGCGGAGAGGGCGCGGCAGGCGCGGUGGGUGAGAUGGGUUAUGGCGGGGCAUGGCGGGGGGAGCAGGAUAGGGGCGGAAGUGCGGGGUUGGGGGGAUUGCAACAUGAGGGGCAAGGGGCUGGGCAAGGAUGGCCGGGGGAGGAUGAGCGGAAGCCGGCGCAGGAUCAGGCGCGCGAGCAGGGACAGGGGGAACAGGGGGAACAGGGGGAGCCAGGGGAGGAGGAAGAAGGGGAGGAGCAGGCUCAGGAGCAAGAGCAGGCGCAAGAGCAGGAGCGGGAGCAGGAAGGGGAGGAGGUAGGGGGGGAGGAUGAGGGGGAAGGCGCGAGCAUUCGGCAGCGGCUGCUGCAGCAGCACAGGCAGAUGCUGGCGGCGGCGCAGCACUCGCUGCUCAUGCGCGGCGGCGGGGAGGGCGCGGAGGGCGCGCACGGCGGUGUGGACCUUCUGCAGCAGCAGCGCCAGCUGCAGCGCCAGUACUUGCGCCUGCUGCAGCGGGACAUGCGCGCGCAUCUUAACAGGGGGACGCCCGGGGGAGGCAGGGGGCGGGGCGGAGCGCUGGGGGCGGACGGGCGCGCGGGUGUAGCAAGCGCAGGGGGAGUUGGGGGACAGGAGAGGAUGUGGGCGGUAGCUGGGGCCGCGGCUGGGCGGCGGGGGCAACAGGGGCAGGUGGGGCAUCAGGGACAGGUGGGGCAGCAGGCAGCAGAUACAGCUGGCAGGAUAAUAUCGUCUCCAGUCGUAGUAGCAGGAGCACCGUCGGCAGCAGCGCCAGCAGCAACGGCAGCAGCGGCAGCAGCGCCAGUGCGGGCAGUUUCGCCCACAGGCGGCGUGAGAGGCGAGGCGGCGCAGCGGGUGGCGGCAGGGGGGUGGCGGCGGGACGUGCUGGGGGACGGGGUUGCGCGCGCGGAUGCAAGGCGGGCAGGCAGCGGUGUGGAUGAAGGGGCUGGAGAGGAGGCAGGGGCGGAGGCGGAGGGGGCGGCGGAGGUUGAGGGGGAAGGGGAAGCGGGGUGGGAGCAAGGAGAGGGGCGGGGUGACGGGGGAGAGGGCAUGGGCGCGGAGGUGUGGAACGAGCCAGCUGCUGCGGGGUGGGAGCAAAUGAUGGGUGAGACCCGCGCAGCAGUGAUGGGCGAGACCCGCGCAGCAGUGAUGGGCGAGACCCGCGCAGCAGUGAUGGGCGAGACCCGCGCAGCAGUGAUGGGCGAGACCCGCGCAGCAGUGAUGGGCGAGACCCGCGCAGCAGUGAUGGGUGGCGCAAGGCCACUGGUGGGUGAGCCUGCGCGGGCGGCGGAGGGGUGGUUCCACCCGGUUGUGCAGGCGGAUAUACGGCGCAGGGCGCAGCAAAGGGGUGCCGCUGCUGGCGCAGCUGCAGGUGGCGCUGUUGGUGUGGCUGGUGCUGCGGGCGGUGGUGAUGCUUAUGGUGGUGGUAACGCUUAUGGUGGUGGUAAUGGUGGUUUCGAGGAGGAGGCAGGAGAAACGGGCUGGGGGGAGCGCGAGGGAGCAAGGGUUGCGCAUGGGGCGCAUGGGGGGGCACAUGGGGCGCAUGGGGCGCAUCCCGCGCCUGCUGUACCCUCAGAGCGUGUGCUUGUAACGGGGCCGUUCCUCUUUUCGACGCAGCAGCUGGGGGGGCGCGCGGAAGAGGGGCUCCGCAGCAACUCUAACGUCUGUGCGUCCCCCCGCGCGGGGGGCAUGGGCGCAGGCGUGGGGGAGCGCACGGGGAGCUCGCUGGACGAGACUGAGGAAUCGGAGGGGAGUGGCGGAGGCGCGGGGGAAGGGGGAGGCGGAGGGGGAGGGGGAGGGGGAAGGGCGCGGGAGACGGAGAGGGAGGAGUUGGGGAGAGGAGAGGGGGGAGGGAGGGGCAGGGCGGGGCAGGGGAGUCGGUUGGCGGUGGUGUGUGGGGUGGCGCGAGGGGGAAAGGGGGAAGGGAGGCAGAUGGGAGGCAGGGAGGUGGAGCAACGGAAAGCGGGGGAGGGGAGAGUGCAGGGCGGCAAUGCGCCAGGCAAUGGCGCUGGUGGCGCUGGUGGUGGCGGAAGGGCGGCUGGCGCUGCUGGCGCAGGUGGUGAUGUGGGCAUUGGUCAUGGCGGAGGGCCAACAGCGGCAGGCCGGGCAGGAGUGGCAGCAGGGGUAGCAAGGCCGCAGGCGCCUCUGGCAGCAGGCCCCAGGCAGCUGCAGCAGCAGCAGCAGCAGCUAUGGCAGCAGCAGCAGCAGCAGCAGCUAUGCCAGCAGCAACCGCAGCAACAGCAGCACUGCCACGAGCCUUUGCCGCCACCGCCACCCCCACAUCAGCAGCUGAGGCAAACGCAUGGGAUGGUGGAGAGAGGAGCAGCAGGCGGAGCAGCAGGCGGGGCAGCAGCAGCAGCAGCAGCAGCUGUUGCUGCUGGUGCGCCUGGGAGAGGCAGAGAUGGAGGCCCAGCCACUCUACCCACCACCGCCCCCUCCUCCGCACUUCAACCCCCCUUCCUCCGCCACCCUCCUCCCCACCUCCCCCACACACCAUCCGCGCCCGCCGCCCUUCAAUCCCCAGCCCCUCCCCCCGUCCGCGCUGCAGCAACCCCCUCCCCUCCGCCAACGCACCUCCCCUCACCACCCGCCAUGCCGCCUCCCAGGCUGGACCCACCAGCAGCCGCGCCUCAACCCAGGGUAGACUCGUCCUCUAUCACACCUCAACCGUUACUGUCGCUGCGGCGCUGGUUGAACCGGGCAGGCAGGGAGGUGGAUAGACUCGAGAGCCUGUUCCUGUUCGCGCAGGUGGUGGACAUGGUCGCUGCCGCCCACACGCAGGGCCACGUGGUUCGCCACGUGCGGCCGGCGUGCUUUGUCCUGUCUGCGCAUCGAAGGGUGGUGUACCACCCGCCGUUCCUGCGGGCGCGACCCGGGGAGGCGGGGGAGGGGGAAGUGGGGGAAGGGGAGGGGGAGAUGGGGGAGGAUGGUGGUGGAGGGCAGGCGCGGCUGCAACAGCAGCAGCAGCAACAACAGGAGGAGGAGGAGCAACAGCGGCAGCAGCAGCAGGGGUGGCGGCAGCAGGAGGAGGGGCGCGGAGGCGGAGGGGCAGCAGAGGGGGCAGUGACGUGGAGGGAGCAGCAGGCGGAGGCAUGGCAGAGGGCGAUGCUGCAGGAGCAGGGGGAGGAGGGGAUGGUGGCGCAGGGGCAGGGGCAGGGGCAUCUGGGGCAGGGGCAAGCGGGUGGGAGGGCGGGGCGAGCAGCAGCAGGGCGGGGCAUGGCAGGGCAGCAGCGAUUAACCCCCGGUGCUGGAGGGGCAGAGGCAGGAGAACGCGGAGGAGGGGACAUGCAGUGGGGAGGCGGAGCGGGAGGGGCAGGGGGUGAGGGGGGGAGGGCGGAGGAGGAGGAGGCACGGUGGUACACGUCACCGGAGGAGGCAAGGGGUGACCCUGUGGGGGCGGCGUCUGAUGUCUUCAAGCUGGGCGUGCUCUUCUUUGAGGUGAGCCUCCUCUUUGAGGUGAGCCUCCUCUUUGAGGUGAGCCUCCUCUUUGAGCUAUUCUGUCUAUUCACGAGUGCCACGGAGCGCAGCGUGAUAAUGGCGGACCUCUGCCAUCGCAUCCUGCCGCCCCGCCUGCUCUCCCAUCGCCCCAAGGAGGCCGCGUUCUGCCUCUGGCUGCUGCACCCGCAGCCCUCCGCCCGCCCCACCGCUUCCCCAUCGUCCCAAGGAGGCCGCCUUCUGUCUCUGGCUGCCGCACCCGCAGCCGUCAGCGCGCCUCACAGCCCAUCACUGCCCCACAUGCCCGGCAAGCUCAUCAUGCCCCACAUGCCCGGCAAGCUCAUCAUGCCCCACAUGCCCGGCAUGCUCAUCAUGCCCCACAUGCCUAUCAUGGCUGCCCUCACAACAUGCUCUCCCAUUUCUGACCUUUUCAAACGCCCUUGCCAUACCCCUCUCUCUCCACGGCUGGUCUCCUUGCCCCUCCAUCCUUUUCCUCUCCGUCUCCACAGGGAGGGAGGUGCGCAGCAGCCAGCUGGUGGCAGACGUAGCAAGCAUGUUCGCCCACAGGGGGCAGCAGGCGGGGCUGGAGGCACAGGAGGCGGAGUGCGACGUGCUGCUCGCCUUCUUCUCGCGCAUCCACCUUAA